Messenger RNA from Xiphophorus hellerii (green swordtail), 4564 nucleotides. It is a transcript of the gene timeless, whose product is annotated as timeless circadian clock. The transcript is spliced from 30 exons. The record is from RefSeq and is a predicted model, not a curated record. Gene Ontology annotation, biological process: DNA replication checkpoint signaling; replication fork arrest; DNA repair. Lineage: Eukaryota; Metazoa; Chordata; Actinopteri; Cyprinodontiformes; Poeciliidae. Gene Ontology annotation, cellular component: replication fork protection complex. Gene Ontology annotation, molecular function: DNA binding. The coding region runs from base 176 to 3967 and encodes 1263 amino acids.
AACUUGUGUCCGACUAGAGAAACAACAGGUCGAUAACAACUUUACAACCGGAGGAAACUUCAAACUUAUCCACUGACUGGUGAUAAAUUCAAACUCUGGAGACGAAUAACAUCCGAAAUAAUUUCUUGGCUUCUGGAUUCAUCAGGUUGGCUGAUGGUGCAUAAACCCAUUCAGGAUGAACUGUGAGCUUUUGGCAACAUGCAGCGCUCUGGGUUACCUAGAGGGAGACAGUUAUCACAAGGAACCUGACUGUUUGGAGAGCGUUAAAGACCUGAUCCGCUAUUUACGUCAUGAAGAUGACACUCGUGAUGUUCGGCAGCAGCUCGGCGACAGCCAGAUUGUUCAAAACGAUCUCCUUCCAAUUAUCGUUCAGUACAGACAAGACAAAACCUUGUUUGACGCCUGCAUCAGGCUCAUGGUUAACCUCACCCAGCCUGCCAUGCUGUGUUUUGGUAAAAUCCCAGAUGAUCCAGUGUUCAGGCAACACUUCAUGCAAGUCACAUCUCAUUUGCAGGCCUAUAAAGAGGCUUUUGCCAGUGAGAAGGUGUUUGGGAUUUUAAGUGAGACUUUGUACAACCUACUUCAACUGGAUUGGGAACAAAGACAGGACGAGGACAACCUGCUGAUCGAGAGGAUUUUACUGCUGGUCAGAAACGUUCUUCAUGUGCCAGCAGAUCCCUGUGAAGAGAAGAAGGUGGAUGAUGACGCCAGCGUACAUGACCGGGUGUUGUGGGCCGUUCACAUGAGCGGUUUUGACGACCUGGUCAAGUUUCUGGCGUCUGCCCAGAGCGAGCAGCAGUGGAGCAUGCACGUGCUGGAAAUUAUCUCCCUCAUGUUCAGAGACCAGACUCCCGAAGCGUUGGUGAGCGCCGGUCACGCUCGCUCCGCUGAGGAGAAGCAGAGAGACGCUCAGGAGCUGGAGGCGCUGAGGCAGAAGGAGCAGGCAGAGAAACGCUCUCGCACGCUGCAGAGAGGAACCAGACAUUCUCGCUUUGGGGGAUCUUUUGUGGUUCAAGGCCUGAAAGCAAUCGGGGAGAAGGACGUGAUCUAUCACCGAAAUCUAAACAAUUUCAAAUGUUAUACUCACGACCUGGGAAAAGCAGUGAGGCGUGUUCCUAAGAGAAACCAGCAGGCCCAGGACUGCAGGGACAAACGGCGCUCGGCGCUAAACGUUCGGCUCUUCCUGCGCGAGUUCUGCGUGGACUUCCUGGAGAACUGCUACAACCGACUCAUGUACCUCGUUAAGGAAAGUCUAAUCCGCGAACAAACGCAGCAACACGACGAGACCUAUUACCUCUGGGCGCUCAGCUUCUUCAUGGCCUUCAACCGUGGCAACGGUUUCCAUGCCGACCUCGUCUCAGAGACCAUGUCUGUUCGUACAUUUCACUUCAUUGAACGCAACAUUACCAAUUACUAUGAAAUGUUGCUAACGGACCGCAAAGAGGCGACAUCCUGGUCCCGCAGGAUGCAUCUCGCUCUAAAGGCGUAUCAGGAACUUCUGCUAACUGUGAACGAAAUGGACCGCUCUGCCGAUGAAGGCAUCCGUCAGAGCUCUAAUGUCAUUAAAAGCAACAUCUUCUACCUGAUGGAGUACAGAGAGAUUUUUCUGACCUUGCUGAGGAAAUACGACGAAACCAAGCAGCCUCACUCCUACCUUAAAGACCUGGUGGAGUCAACGCAUCUCUUCUUACGAAUGCUGGAGCGCUUCUGCAAAGGCCGGAAGAACUUAAUCGUUCAGAGGAAGAAGGUCAGGCGGAAGAAGUCUCAAGGUCAAAAGAAGCAGCCGGCUCAGGAGUCGAGUCCAGAAGUGCUGGAGGAAACUUGGAAGAUUGUUGAGGAAGAGCUGAGGGCGACUGAGUUUCAGGUGUCGGCAUCGUUGACUGAAAGCAUUGUGCCUUUUGAUGCUGCAUCAGAAACGCCUCUGGAGGAGCAGCGAACUGAGGCCAUGGUUCGGGUGCAGGACGCUCUGCUGGCCCGACUGGGACCUGAAGCUCUGGCGCUGCUGCGGGCCGCCAGGGAAGUAUGGCCAGAUGGAGAUGUGUUUGGUUCAUCUGAUGUUGAACCAGAAGAAGAACUGGAUCUUCUUAAACAGAUCUUCCAGGCCAACCUGCCAAGGCCUCCUCCUGAGACGAUUGCUGAGGACGAUGAUGAAGGAGCAGAAUUGGAAGAGGAGGAACUAGAAUCUGUCCAGCUUUCUGAAAAAGAGUUCAAUAUCCUAGACUUUAUCAAAAGGUUUGCCAACCCCAGCAUCGUGCGUUCGUAUCUUCUCCUCUUGAAAUCCUACUCGAAGAACACGCCUCACACAAACCACUGCGUCGCUCGGAUGCUGCACCGCCUGGCCGUCGACCUCAAGAUGGACGCUCUGCUUUUCCAGCUGUCAGUCUUCCACCUUUUCAACAAAAUCCUGAAUGAUCCCGCCGCAGACGCUUACAAGGAACUGGUGACCUUUGCCAAGUUCGUGCUGAAGCGCUUCUUCGCAGUGGCAGCUCAGAACAACAAGGCUUACGUUGAGCUGCUCUUCUGGAAAAACGUGGGCGCUGUGCGUGAGAUGACCGAAGGCUACACUAAAGAUGGAGAGGGAAAGAAGCCAUCUUGGACUGAAGAGGAGGAAGAGGAGCUGCGAAGGCUCUACAUGGAGCAUCUUGACUCUGAAGUGCCAGACAUCGUGGAGACGGUCAUCCAGUUGCUAAGCAACAGCAACCGCACACGGCGGCAGGUGGUGACCCAGCUGGUGCACAUGGGUCUGGUGGACAAUGCUAAAGAACUGAAGAAACAAAAGAAGGGCACUCAGAUCGUUUUGUGGACUGAGGAGCAGGAGCAGGAGCUGGAGAUGCUGUUUGAGGAGUACAAAGACUCUGAUGAUGUUCUGGGUGACAUCAUGAAGAAGCUCACAGCCAAGCGCUCUCGAGCACGCGUUGUGGACAAGCUGCUGAGUAUGGGCUUGGUGUCCGAGAGGCGCCAACUUCACAAGAAGAGAAGCCGCAGCUCUCACGGAAAAAGCUCCUGGAAGAGCUCCGGAAAGGACAUGACUGAGGAAGACUUCUUGGCUGAACUAACUCAAGGCCUUGCAGAUGAAGCUGCGGAUGAAGACGACGAAGAUGAAACCGAGGAUGAGUCUGCGGAUAGUGAGGAAGAUGAAAAUGAGAGAGAAAUACCACAACCUGUUAGAAAAAGGAGACAAGACUUUAACCUGACAGCCGAGCGCAGAGCAGACAUCAGGUCCAUGGUAAAGGCUCUGCAGCAAGAAGGUUUGUCUGGACCGCUGUUGUGGCUGCAGAACAGUUUAAACAAGACAGCAAUAGAUAGAAAUGACGAUUGUCCGUCCCAGCCGGUUCCACUUGGCCCUUUCUCAGAGGAAAAUGAAGACGCCAUGGAGAACAGGAACUUCCUGAAGCUGCUGAGCAAACUGGGAAUCAGGCCACCUGAAAAUGAACAGGAAACUUUCUGGAGGAUUCCAGAAAACAUCAGCACAUCUCAGCUUUGCAGUGUGGCUGCAGCAUUGACCCCUGGAGAGGACGAACCUGAACACUCAGAGGAGCAGCAAGGGCCCAGAGAGUCACCAGAAGAACCACAGGAGCAGGCCGAGGAGGAAGAGGAGGACGAUGAAGAGAGGGAACAGAGAGCUCAGGCUCUGAGAGCUCUGCUGCUGGCACGCAGCAGGAAGAGCCACUCUGUAGAGGAUGCAGGUCUGGUGUCAGACUCGGCUCCUGCUGGUGAAGCAAACAGUCUAAGUGAGAGAUCCCAGGAGAAGAUGUCAACCAAAAGAAGCAGAAACAGGAUAUUGGAUGAUAAUGAUGAUGAUGGUGGUGAUGGUGAUGAUGAUGAAGAGGAGAAAGAAAAUGAUUCUUCCAAGGCCAUGGAUGUUGAUACAAAUAAGGAUGCAGAUUCCGACACGGAGGAUUUCUCUGCUCCCGUGAAGCGGAGGAGGAAGAUGGCCGUAAUAGACGAUGAAGAAGACGAAGAUUAGUGAAAGUCUUUAAUGGACCACAUAUAGGCAGGUCCCUCAUGUUACUUAGAGGGGAUUCAGUCCUCUGGAGGCCCAAACAGCAGACCAGAUUAUUGGAAUCCCAAACAGCUUGUUUAUGAUGUAAAUAUAUAUAUAUAUAUAUAUAUAUAUUAUGUGAACCUGUAAUUCAUGGUAAAACUUUAGAGAAUUUGGUUGUUUCAGCUUUUUAUAGUUAUAAUUCCCUGUUCUCUGUCAUUGUAACUUCUUAGAGUUAAUCGUUCUCUGUAAAAUUGUUUCAAAUUCAGUUAUCUUUAAAAGUUUUCCCACAGCUAAAAGUGCUUCUUUUCACAUGUACAAUUUUAUGCGUCUGUAAAACUGUUAAAUAAAACAACUUAUCAGAAUAAAAAAGCCGCUCUGCUUCUCACAUUGUGCGACACAGAAUUUGAACACUAGGAGGCAGAAAUGUUUGCCCCUUUUUCCAUUUCAGUGCAUGAUUUAAGAACAACUUUGUCUCAACUAUACGCUGUAUCAAUAAAUUAAGUGUAUUCCUGAGUUGUUUAAUAAAAAAUUUCAUUUUGCAGAUAAAAAGUUUUAAAUAAAAGCAGAGCAGAAAUCAAA